Messenger RNA from Amorphotheca resinae ATCC 22711, 862 nucleotides. RefSeq lists its product as hypothetical. The record is from RefSeq and is a predicted model, not a curated record. NCBI's taxonomy places the organism in Eukaryota, Fungi, Ascomycota, Leotiomycetes, Helotiales, Amorphothecaceae. The transcript has 3 exons. The coding region runs from base 1 to 618 and encodes 205 amino acids.
AUGAUCGCGAGUUUGAUGGAGACGUUUAUGCUGCUGUGUGUAGCUGCCCGCGAAGGGUUCGCAGGGCUGGAGAUGGGGAUGCAGAUAGAGAGGAUAGGGGUGUUGGCACGGCAGGCGGGGAGUGAGAAUUUGCAGACAUUCACAGGCACCCUCGGCGGGGCCGCGGACCCCAUCACGCGCACGGGGGAUACGCGGGAGCCAUUCGCAGUCGACGGGUCGACGUUCACGGAUCUGAGCGAUGCCGUGACGCGCAGUUGUAAUAAUCAGCAUAAUACGUGUGCGCGGCUCGCGAACUCGAAGACGUCGGCGGAGGGAGGAGGAGGAGGGACGACGGUCGCUGAGUGUGAUGCGCAGCAGAGUUCUUGUAUUGCGGCGGGAGGCACGAGUAUAGCGUCGGGAGCGAACGCGAAUUCGACUUCGAGUGAGCCUGCGAGUGCGAGUGGAGGGACGAGUACGACGCCGAGCGAAGUGGUCGUUACGAGCACGAGUACGGAAACGAGCGGUUCGGUCGUGGUGGUGACGGUAGGGACGACGGCGACAGGUUCGGCGGUGCUGGGCACGGCGACGGCGACGUUGGAGGGGUCGGAUGAGAAUUUCUUUUUCUUUUGUGAUGCGUGAUUUGUGUCUUCAGAGGGAAGUGUGUGUGUUUGGUGUUUGGUGGUUGUGUAUGGGAGGCUGGGAAAAUCGUGAGAUAGGUAAGCAUAAUGGGCUGAUUGUGGUAAGUUGGAUGAACAAGACAAUGGCUGUUGUAUGUAUGAUGCCAGGCUUGUGCGGUAAUCUGAGAUUUCCUCAUAAAGCACUCGUCAAUUAGGGGGUUGUCAAAAGUUCUUGGAGGGUGAAGGACUUCGAGAGGGACGAAAGU